Thermothielavioides terrestris NRRL 8126 is the source of this 1386-nucleotide messenger RNA. RefSeq lists its product as uncharacterized. Gene Ontology annotation, molecular function: metallopeptidase activity. The record is from RefSeq and is a predicted model, not a curated record. Gene Ontology annotation, biological process: proteolysis. The transcript has a single exon. The coding region runs from base 1 to 1386 and encodes 461 amino acids. Lineage: Eukaryota; Fungi; Ascomycota; Sordariomycetes; Sordariales; Chaetomiaceae.
AUGUCCCCGUCCUGCCCACACCGCCAUCUGCAGCUUGAUGUCUCAUCGCAUGCGGCGGAAGCCGGCUUCCAGCGUCUUCCGUUGGCCAAGCGGCAAGCGGCGACGACGCCGGCAGGUCGCGCAGGUACAGAAGACGCAGUCGCCGAACACGCCCGCCUGGAAGCCCUGUUCCCCGGGCCGCUCGUGCUGCCGGGUGACGCGCUGGCCGUGGACCCGAAAGAGCCGCCCCAGAGCCUGCGGUCGUGGAUCCAGGACAACAUGCGAAACCCCGUCACGCAACGCAGGAAGACCAUCUACGUCGUUCCCGCGCCGCAGGUCGGCCCCGCCGUCUCGAAAACCGUCAGCUCGUGGACCGUGCCGUCACCGUCGCGCGCCGCCUCGCUGAAGGGGAAAUGCGAGGCGCCUGAUGUCGAGCUCGUGCGCCAGUAUCUCGAGGCAUUCUACUACCCGCUUCCUGUCCGCCUGCUGCCCAAGGAGGUGCGCCUUGUGCCCUGGACGGGGGGCAACGCAGCGGGCAGGUCGAAAAAGCAACAGGAUGGACCACAAUACAUCGGCCUGCAAGUCGGCGGCAUUGUCACGCGCAUCACCACACGUCGUUGCCCGGAUGGCGCCUUCGGGCGGCAGUUAAGACUAAGCAACAUACUGGACGCCGCCCUUGACGCGCUACCUGACGAUGCAUACGCGCUCGUCAUGCUCGUCGCUCACGACACGUACGAGGACGAGCAUGACGACUUCUGCUGCGGCCUGGCUUAUGGCGGCAGCCGCAUCGCCGUCGUGUCUUUCGCGCGCUACCACCCCUUGCUGGAUGAAGCUGCGGGCGUAGAUCGGGACCAUGCGUGGCCGUUCGCGCACUGCGCGGCAUUCGUCGAGCGUCUCUGCAGGGGUGCGGCAGCGGCAGGAUCGAGGAAAAAGCGCAAGGUCGACAAUUCGCAGGUCACAACGGCCGCGCAACCCUUGGCGGACAUCAUCAAGAAAACCCUUGAGGCAGGGGCGCGUAGCGACGGCGACCUCAGCGCACUCUGGCUAUCCCGCGUGGCACGCACCGUCGCGCACGAGGUGGGCCACUGCUUUUGUCUCACCCACUGCCGCUACUACGCGUGUUCGAUGCAGAGCACGACCUGCGUGGCCGAGGACCUGCGCCAGCCGCCCUACCUCUGCCCCGUCUGCCUGGCCAAGCUCACCCGCGCCGUCCGGGAUGUUUCGAAGGGUGCAUUCGACGAGACGAGGUUUCUCAUUGAGAGAUACACCACGCUGGCCCGGUUCUGCAAGCAAUGGGAGCGUGCCGCGAUGUUCGCCGGCUACCGCUGCUGGCUGGAGAAGAGGAUUGAUGCACUGCAGGGCGGGUUGCCUGCCGAGCGAGAUCUUGGCAAUCAAGAGUUGUUUUGA